GAGAGAGAGAGAGAGAGAGAGAGAGAGGUAGCGAAGACGCCAGAAGGUGGGCUUGUGUGUGUUAUAACCGAAUAAACGACAAAGGAGAAGAGGGAAGAGAUGCCUACUCUUCUCCAGUAUUCCUCUCCUGCAGCGGCUGCCUUCAGCUCUCACUCUCUCCAGCUGAUACGCAGCAUCACUUCCAUUUCGCCCCCUCCUCCUUGCUCCCUCGCCGCUCUCUCCCUCUUCUGCCGCCGACCCUCUAAUCCCCUCACGGGAAACUUCCUCUUCUCCCGCAUGGAGGGAGUACUGCAUUGUAUGUUCUGGGCAUACUCGGUCGUACUGAUCACUUCCACUGGGACUCACUCUGCCUUGUGUAAUGAUGAGGAUCGACCCUUUACAUGCCCUAGCCUUCUGAUUAGUGAAUUCCAGUCCAUAGCCAUCUCAGAAGCAACUUCCUCGAACCCUGUCAAGCGAUUUUGGAGUGGAAGUGGGAUUACAAGGAACAAAGCAAUGGUGGAGCAAUUGCAGAGCUAUGGGGUUAUUAGGUCCAAGAGAGUAGCUGAGGUAAUGGAGAAGAUCGACAGAGCUCUGUUCGUCCCUGAGGGAACUCCACCAUAUGUUGACAGCCCCAUGCCGAUUGGAUACAAUGCCACCAUUUCAGCUCCUCAUAUGCAUGCAACGUGCCUUCAGUUAUUGGAGGAGAACUUGCGGCCUGGAAUGCAUGCUUUAGACAUCGGUUCAGGAACGGGUUACUUAACAGCAUGCUUUGCCAUGAUGGUGGGCCCCCAGGGUCGUGCUGUGGGUGUUGAACAUAUUCCUGAGUUGGUUGAAUCUUCAGUUGAGAGUAUCCGGAAGAGUGCAGCUGCUCCACUUUUGAAAGAAGGGGCCCUAUCCGUGCAUGUUGGAGAUGGAAGACUGGGUUGGCCGGAGUUUGCGCCUUAUGAUGCCAUCCAUGUAGGGGCAGCGGCGUCUGAAAUUCCGAAGGCACUUAUUGAUCAGUUGAAGCCAGGUGGGAGAAUGGUUAUUCCAGUCGGAAACAUAUUUCAGGACCUGAAAGUUGUGGAAAAGAAGAUGGAUUGUUCUGUCAGCAUCCGGACUGAAACUUCAGUUCGUUAUGUUCCUCUUACAAGUCGAGAUGCGCAGCUCAGAGGCUCCUGAAAGGGUCUUUGUUGUCGGUUCUUUCAACAAGCCGUAUGUAUACUUCUGUAUAGAUAGGUCCAUGCACAGUAUGUUUGUGUUUCUUGUAUGCUUGUGUUGCCAGACAAUAGUGAGUAUCUAUAGGAUUCUGUUUUCACAACAUCAGUGAUACUUCCAAGGAGGCUUCAGCUGUAGAAAAAGUGGAAUUUAAGGAAAAUUUUCGUGUUGACCCUAAUAGAGAAAAUUUUCCUUUGCU
Molecule: messenger RNA, 1375 nt
Organism: Punica granatum (pomegranate)
Lineage: Eukaryota; Viridiplantae; Streptophyta; Magnoliopsida; Myrtales; Lythraceae
Source: RefSeq, a predicted model, not a curated record